Knipowitschia caucasica is the source of this 3921-nucleotide messenger RNA. The record is from the annotation of a GenBank genome assembly. NCBI's taxonomy places the organism in Eukaryota, Metazoa, Chordata, Actinopteri, Gobiiformes, Gobiidae.
AUGCUGAAACCAGUGGUGAAACCUGCAGAGGUGGCACAUCUGGCGCCCCACUCCCCAUCGGAACCAGAAGUGACCCCUCUUGAUGACUCUUCAAGUCUGGGCCAGAUCUCGGUCAGGCUACUUUCACCGCUGUACUACCUGGUCAUGAGGCGCCCCCUUUGGUUGACCCGGACCACCCAACAUUGCGUCGCACCACCCGCCAUGCUCCAACCUUCAGGCUGCCAUCUUUCGGCCGUGGUCCUAACUGUCUAUCGUCGGGACGACGAUACAAAGGUGGGGGGUAGAUGUAGCAGUGUGGACCUGAGCCUGAGGGCGCUCACUCUUUUGCCACUCCUGCGGGAAGCAGCAGUCUCUUUGGGUCCGUGGAGUUGUGCUGGUGGGGAGCCUCACACAGUGGUUGGUGGCCCUGUUGGCACGUAUGUGGGCUUGUGCGGCGUGAGCGCUGCCCUGGGAAACGCCUUCUGCUCGUUUUGUGGUCUAACCCCAGCUUCCCUGCACUUCAGCGGGACCGAGCUGCAACCUCCCGCGGCAGUUUGGAGACUGCCAAUCAUCACAAACCUCAGCAGCCCCUACGACCACCAGCUGCCAGUCACUGACAUCAACACAUACGCCACACUCAAGGCUGUAGCAGAUAAAGUGAACCUCUACAACUUCAGACAGCACUCGUUGGAGAUGUCCCUCAGAGGCAGCCUGCCCAUGGAGUCUCUGGAGGAGCUGGAGCCCAGUAACCCGUACAGCCCACCCAGACACCCCUCCCUCAGGCAGAGCCGGCACAAGCCCCGCCCCCCACGUAGCCACAGCUCCCAGUCCCUAUACUACAGCAGCAGCAGCCCCGCCCUGCUCCGCUCCUGGGACAGCCGCGACACGCUCGGUCUCAGACAAGCUUACACACCUCAGAAACUCUGCGUGAUAGAGAAAGAGCUGCACACCACGCGCUACAUGCCGCCGCAGCCAUACUUUGUCACCAACAGUAAGACCGAGGUGACAGUGCCAGCAGCUGCAAGUAUGAAAGCAAUUGUCCUGCUGGUGUUGUUGGCGCAGGGGGUCCUGUUUGUGCAGUCCACUCCGGACAGCUCAGCGGAGACUGAGAGGGGAACAGAAGAGCCCAUCCCAUGUUCAAAGUCAUGCACCUGCCUUUACGAUGACUACAGUCUGGAGCUCAAUGUUUACUGCAGCUUAAAAAACCUGACACAGUCUGACGAGGAGGAUGGCGUUGAACUAUUUCAAAGACCACCUGGACUUUCUCUGCAACUUCCUGAUGGAGACACAUUUUCAGCAGGUAGCAGCGACGCGACUGUGGAGGAUGUUAUUGAAACUGACAACUCUGAAGAAAAAAACAAGAGCCCCGUCACUGCUGAAAGUAGCACUAAAUACAGCAACAAUAAUGCUAUCAUGCUUUCAUUUGCAAAACUUGAACACGCGUUAAAUGCCUUUCAAAACGGCAAACAAGAUGCCAUCAAGCCAAUACAUAGCACAGUUGAAAUAGGAGAUGGAUAUACAGGUGGGAACAGAGAAGAUUACUGCCACAUGCUUCUGGAAAAAUCAGCAUAUUUCCUUGAGAAGAAGACAAUACACUAUGUCAAGAAAAAGAACAUGGGCCUCAUGCAAGAAGAAAAUAUAGAGAAUGAUUAUAAGAAGCCACCAACUUUAUAUAUUGAUUUGAGAAGCCCCAGUGAGACAUCUACAAAAUCAAUAAGGUCUCCAUCCCAGUUCACAGUUAAGGAAAAAGCAAUGCCAUCUAACAGCCCCAGUUGUGUCAAUGAGGGCACGCAGACAAACUACGGAAAAGAAACAGCCAAAAGCAUGCUACUUCGUAAAAUACGGGAGAACCAUUACAUGAAUGAAUUUAUUAAUAAACAAGAAUUAUAUGAUAAAAGUGCAGUGGAAUGCGGGAAACAAUUGGAAUUCGAGGACGCUUACAAAUCCAAUUUGGAAAAGACACUGGAUGAGAACAUUACAUUUAAAACAGAAAAUCAGAACAAGAAUCAUGAACGUCACAAGAAGAAAAGAAAAGAUCACCAACAGAAACACAUUGUAAAAGAGCUGGAGAAAAAUCGACCAUUAAAGUCUGUUGGGCAGGUGCUACCAGCCACUGAAAAUACUCUUCUUUAUCAUGUUGAUGCCUCACAUCUAGAUCAACUUCAAUCAUUACCCACAGAUUUAGGAAAUGAAGGACACAUGCUGCUGAUUGUCAAGCUCUCAAGUCCUGGGACGGUUUUGGAGACAAGACAGAGAAAGAGUCAAAAAAUUGAUUGGACCUUAACCAAACCACAUCUUUAUAACACCUUAGUAGCCUGGUUUCUUUCUUUGGUUGAUCCACAAUCAUCAAGAGCUAUGGAAGCCAAUGUAAACGUCCCAUUCCGGGUGCUUGGACUGCAACAGCUUUGGACACAGAAUAAUGGACUGGCUUUAUAUGUCCUUACUGAAGCCAAACAAGUUUAUAAAGCAAGGAACACAGAUAUUCCCACUCCCUUUUACAACCACAUAAAGAGAUUUCUGUCUGAGACUUCACUCUCCUCUAUUGCUCCCUGGCUUCCUCAUUUAAAUGCAGUCGUAAGUGAAGACACCUGCAAUCCCCCCAUUAGCCUCCCAUUGUGGCAUCUAAGCACUUUUAUUACUGCAACAUCUAACCAAAAAGUAAUGGACAGAAUAUUUAAUCUCAAACCUGGGUUUUACUGGCAGACAUUGGAAACCCCAGAACACGAAUGUAAAGGCAGGAACACCAAACAAGAACUUCAUACACAGAUAUCCAUGACUUUGGGAUUUCAAGACUUUUAUCAUAUUCCACUAGUCACACACUACACCCUACAAGCCAUCCUCGAUUCAGGAUUAGAUAUUUGUGGUUUAAGACUUAUUUAUCCAUCAACUGAUCUCCUGCCUGAUCAUUUUGAGUGCAAGACCUUCCUUCAAAAAGGAGCUGCCACUCAGAGUGUCCUCGCCAUGGCGGUCCGUGGACCUCAUGCGCAUUCAUUAUCACAAGGCCUAAAUAAACAAGUGCAGCUCAUUAGGCAGAAGACACCGAUAGUAGUGACUGAAGAUGGGGAUGAGGGUUCUCUGCUGCUGUACACCCCUCAUCAGUCUGAUCAAGUCCACAAGGAGCUGUGUCUGUGGUUUUCUGGGAGACUUGUCGAAGAAAGUAGAAAGUACCAGGAAGAAUUUCUUAAAAGGGGAAUACUGAUGACAGAAAUGGAUAGUGCAAGAGCUUCACUACUCGGACUCUCCCGUCUCCCAGUCAAAUUGUACAGGACAUUGACUUCACAAAAAUGCCUGGUGCUGAUUCUCAAGAAGGAAAAUGCAUUACAUCACAGCAUUUCUCGUCCAGCAGCUCUUAUCAAAGAAUUCAAGACGCAAAACCUUCUCUCUCUCCUGCAAUCCAUGGGUGAUGACGUUCAAACUAGUUUUCGACCAACUUUGUGUUUCCAUACGGUUCCUUAUAGCAACAGCAUGUAUAAUAUUUUUGCUCAGCUGGCUUGGAAUGUCCCAGAUGCUUCCACUGUGGUCCUGUCCAAUCAAAAGUGUCCCCGAGGCCUGGAGUGGGACGAGCUGGUUGUUUUGACGUUGUGUGGACAGGACAUGAGCCAAGGUUUGGGCCUCCUGCACAGAGCUCUAACACAGCAUGGGUUUGAUGUGCUGGGCCUGAAAUGGCUGCACACGCUAAGCCGACUGCAGGCCCAGGAAGUGAGUCCUUAUGAAGUGGGGGAGAAGUCCAGUGUUAGCGCUCUGGUCACUCUGACGUCUUCCCCUGCACUGGUGUGUGCGCUGAGGCAGAAACAUGCUGUGUUUGCUCUGAAGAACGUCCUGCACAGACAACCCACUGGCGAUUUGGCCAUUUUGAUGUCACCCACACCUCAAGUGGCAAACCGACUGUGUGCACUGUUCUUCUUUGAGCAUGAGCUUAUUUCAUGUGCAGCGGAAAAGUGA